AUGUAUGCCAGAUUCAAGAAGAAGAAGGCUGCUCGCUCCGCGGAGUCGACGGCGACUCCCUCACCCAGCCCAGCCGAAGCACCCGACCGGAACACCCCAAUCGAUCUGUCUGAAGAGGACCUCCUCAUUAAGAGAGCAUGCAACUUUGAAGAGUUUUCCCUGCCUGCUUUUGCUCCUGGGGUGACCAUUCGUGAUGGGUUAGAAAACUGUGAUGAUCUGACAGCAUACGGGGUGUCAGAAAUCGAUCAGAAGGAGCUAUGGAAGGAUGAAAUCGCCAGGCUAAGCGAAGCCGUCAAAAGCACAAACAUUCCCAUCCAUUUCAAAGGCUCUGAUGAGUUCAAGGUCGACUCUAAGGAAGCCUACGAGAGCCUGGCUAGACUCGCCGACAAGAUGCUCGUUGCGCUCAACAUCGUCUUCAAUGACUCCCAGGGGGUCAUGCUCAGUGAGAUGCCUGAUCUUUCUGAAAGACGGGCUAUUCUCGACAAGGCCCGCCGCAACCUAGAACGUUCCGUUGCUGAUAACAGCGACGAUGACGACGAUGACGAAGCGGCUCAGGCUCGGAAUGCCCGCCCAGUGGCAUCUGAGAUCAAUUACGCCGACUACUUUGAGUUUGUCAACUAUGUGACUGCGACCAUUGCCCGCAUGCUUUGCAAGGCUGCAGCAGGUCACCUAUGGCACGACACAAUCAUCGUCAAAUUUGCCAAGAUGGCAGCAAAGAUGAAGGUUGUGUCUGGUGAUCUCCGAGAGCAUGCCGCGAACUCGCUACAAAAUACCUCAUCUGUAAAGUCGCCUCCGAAUAUUGGAUAUGGACGUCCUGCUGGUCGGAAUGCAGACUUCGGUUAUGACAGCCUAGGAAGAAACGUGCUAGGGGAUCUCGAUGGAAUGCUGGAGAUGCUGAACCAAAAGGAAAACCAGCCAGCCUUCGCAGGCCCCAAUACCUCGAACAGAGCGCUCACGCGACUGUACUAUUUAUUCGAGUACACGAUCCAGAUGCCGACUUAUAAGCUGUUUCAGUAUGUGCUCAUAUCCUUGCGUGGCACAAACACACUACGCACGGCACUAAGCACAUCCUACGAAAUCAGCGCCAUGCUGUACAAAACUGGCUACGGCAAUUUCCCAGUUUUUCUUUUCCAAGACAUUGACGGCGAGUACCUCGGCAGCUCUAGCGAUGAGAACAUCAACAUCUCUCAUGCUUCGUUCCAGGUAGUCAAUUUGGCAGUAAAUGGGUUGGUUCAUCAGCGUUCGUUGGGAACCGAAGGCUCGCAAAGCGAGAGCGGUACGCUUGGGAGCAGACCCGACGGGGGUGCUUCGGAGUCCGCUGGCCUCGGCGAUUCAAGAGUCAGUGACACGAAUAUCACUCCGCCGCCCUCUUUGAACGAUCCAAAGUCAGUUGGAACCACUAUCAGCUGUUAUUACUCCGAGGAUUCUAGAUCCAACGCCUCAGAUCAGAAGAGGAACUUUCGUCUCGACACCAUGAGCAAAGUCAUCACCGUUGUGGUGCCCAUGGUUCUCACCAGUCCCUCAUUCGUUAUGACGGUGAACGUAUUCAUUGGACUCUUCGCCUAUCUUGAAGGCAGUCUCAUCGAGGGGGAGCCACCUACGCUCUAUCGACCAACAGAAUUCGAGGCGAGCUUCUGUCUCAGUACUGAUGAGUAUCGGAAGACGUGGGGGGACCGGUCGGGGAAGGGGUUUGCCUCUCAGCUAUCUGACUCCCUCGUGGCCCGCGAUACGCUCCUGUCAUGGCCUAGCAAACGAGCUCUCCGCCGUACUCAAACUGCGAACAUGGAGUUACCGAUGGCGAAGACCUCCCAAGAGGAGCAGGAGCGGGAGGAUCCAGAAAAUCGGGAAGAGCGGGAGCAAAUCCAACUCAACCUAAAGCAGUUCGACCAGGCACAGAAACACAUGAAAGACUGGGUCUUUGAGGAAGACGGUGUGCGUGUUCGCUGCGACUGGUAUGUCGGAGCUGUCUGCAUCACAGCUGGCUUACUGGUUCUUGGUGGGAUCACGGCCGGCCUCACUAUGGGGAAUCGACUACGUGGUGUGGAUCCCUUCAACGUCACGUCGUUCAGCUGGGUCCUGGCGGCGUUCAUCGUUCUCAUUGCGAAGAGUGCUCGCGUGGCGAGCUGGCCUUGGUGGGACUUCCUCCAUCGACAGGUCCUAUGUCGCAGUGUGUCUGAGCUGAGGGCCGUAACGGGUAUCGAUGAUCAGUUGCUCCUUGCACGCUUGCUUCAGGAAGAGUCAGGAACGAGGCUUCAGACGCGAGGACCAUACAAUACAGUAUUCUCACGGAAGGCAAGCGGCGGCGACGGCUUUUCAAUUGACCAACCACUGAGCAUUCGGACCAUGCUACUCAGUGGGCUCAUCAUGAUCCAGGUGCAGGCUGUUUACCAUGGCAAGUUCCUGGUCUGCUUAGAUCUGCGGAGAGGAACAGAACUUGGUUUGGUCUCUCAGACGAGGGAAGCGGUUGUGGAUGAAGAAGAGUGUAUCAUCAGCGAAAGACUGACUGAUGAGCCGGCACAGGGCACGAUACACCGCAUUAAUUUGAAAACGGCCAAGGCUUCUUGGGGCCGUGUCGUUGGGGUAUUUGGGCGGAAGAAUGCGGUGUUUUGUUAA
Molecule: messenger RNA, 2613 nt
Organism: Thyridium curvatum
Lineage: Eukaryota; Fungi; Ascomycota; Sordariomycetes; Thyridiales; Thyridiaceae
Exons: 1
Coding region: 1-2613 (870 amino acids)
Source: RefSeq, a predicted model, not a curated record